UGAGCCUGUUCGCUUUUGCAACUCUGUUUCUUGCACAAUAAUCAUCUAGAAGAGCUAUAUCGAAUGUUCCGACAAUUUGCGACGACACUUACAACUUCCCACCGGAACCAAUCUCUUGCUGACCUGAUAGGUCUAUAUUGCGGUGCUUCAUCUGUCUGUCGCAUGAUGAGGUCGGUAGGCUAAAGCAGGCACAACGACCUGGAUGAAUGGUUACUCGGCGUAUCGAAUGAAUGAAUGAACCGCUUCAUCGAGCACAAAGUGGUAGCCUGCCUUGAAUGACGGCUGCUAUGGACUGGCGACCGGCAGAACGACCGCUCAACCACCAUCCACCACCCCCAAAUUACCCACCGCCUUUUGCACAGCAGACUGCGCAACCCCCCGUGCAAAUACCAUUUUCCGAUCCGUUCUCAGCGUCAAGAGAUCCGUUUCUACCACAUGGAAGAAGAGGCAGCCUUGGACCGCCUGGAAGAGCAUGGCCUCCAACACCAGGCUUGGGCAACAGCAUUCCGCCUCCCUCCCAGCACGCCUCCCAUCUGUCAGCGCUGGGUCCGCCAUACCCACCGCCGCCUAAUGGGCUAGUCCACAUGCCAAUGCAGUUCGACCCUACCAGACGCCGCUCCCUUGGCGGCGCGGGCUCGCCGCCGCAAAUGGUAGCAGGUCCACUCGAGCCGCCACCACCACCGCCACCACCGACGUUCUUCUCCUCGCGCAACAUGCCCCCGCCAUCGUCGCCGCAAAUGCCACCGCCUACGGCCCCUGCACACCUUGCGUCUGCCCCGCGCGGACCUCCCAUCUCCUCACCCUUUGCGGGCGUCCGCGAUUUAGCAGGCUUUGCUUCACAUCGCCCACCGCCUAGCAUGCCGAUAGCUUCGAUCCUUGGCGGCGGCGAUGAACGUAGGCUCAACAGCUCCCCGAACACUAUCGCAGCCGGACCGAUUUCGACACGAAAACCGAUGCAGCCACUAUCGCCAGGAAGAGCACGAGCAUCUAGCAUGCGUGAAGGCGUUGGUCGAAGAGAGCCGAGUCCUUUGCGAGAUGGCGUGUUUGGGGGUUCAAGAGCACAGUCUGCAUUCCACGAUCGCUCGGAUCUGGAUGCUCGAAGGGAGGUCUUUACUUCACCACGGUUCCCGAGAGAGUCCCCGCACAGUUUCAGAGCGUUCAGGCCCGAGCAGCAGGAAUCAAGGGUACCGUUGAACGGCAACGGUAUGAUAGGAAGACCGAACAGUCAGCCAUUAGAGCUCGCGCCCCCGCGCGACAUUGACGAGGCUCUCGCACGUAGGGAGCUUCCAAUCGACGGUCGUUAUGGCGCUUUCCGUCACUUUGGCGAGCCUGAGCGCAUACCGCGCCAUGAUAUGCAUGCCUAUUCAAACGGCGUGACAUCACAGCCACGCGAACACGACGUCUAUGGAAGUCCGAACCUUGACCGCGAUGGGCGACAAGUACCUGCCAGGUUCCAGCAAGGAUCAUUCGGCACACCAAUGGCGGAGCAGCAGGCAGGCUUGUUUCGACCUGCAUAUCAGUACGGGCCAGACGCUGCUCGCGAGUCAAUCGAGGCAAGGCCGAUGCACGAGUUGCGCCGAGAUGAACCUCGCUCGUCACCACCGAUUGCAGAGCUGCCACCGUACAUGAGAGCAAGGAAUGGGUUCGUUGAACGCCCUUUGACGCUUGAAGAGCACCAACGUAUGGAAGCUUUCCGUGGAGAGCAGCCAAGAAAGGAGAGCGAUGGCUCACUGCAUCGAGCAUUGCUCGGCAUCAGUCCAGAUCUUAACCGCAAAGGCCGCAACUCGCCCCUGCCACAAGCUGUUCAGGGUGCCCAACCACGGCACAUCGGUCCUGGUGGCGACCAUCCCGGCAUCAAGAUGGAGUUCGGUCGCAUGUUCUCCGGGCUUGGCAGCGGUGUUGGCAGCGCUACGCCAACAGCCGGACAGUCCAUGAACGGCAUGACUACGCCUUCUCGUCUCAGCCCAGCGCGACACCUCCAGGACGGCGAUCUCGUUCGUACGGCUGUCGCAGGCAUUGGAGAUGGUAAGGCGAGCUCGAAACCUAAAGGCAGCAAACGGGGUGGGCGCCGUUCUAGAGACAACGAAAAGCUUGACAUGGACGGCCGCGCAACACCAGACCUACAGCGCGGCAACAAGCGGUCUAGAACGACCCAUCCAUCGCAUCACCAUCACCACCAUCUCCACUCACACCACCAUCACCAUCACCACCACGAUCCCGUUGACGGACAGGCCGGUUCUUUCAACAUGCUGCGGUUCCCCUCCAACCCCGGUGUAGUCGCUCCGCCCGCGCAUCAUCAUCACCAUCACGCGACUCACGCACAUCCCGCACACCAUCACCAUCGUCACACUCCGAAGCCAGCGUCGAUACCGCGAAAGCCAAGUGUGACUGUAAGCAAUCAGAAGGUGCUCAAAGAGGCCGCCGCCAAACCUCGACACCACCUCGGCUCCUGUGUAUACGAAGUUGCGCUCACGCAAAUGUCGCCCUCAGAGUUAGCGCGCGAUCCGCAGAUCAAAUUCAGCACUAAGAUGCAGACUAUACCGCUCUUGGAAGGUAGAGAAAACUGCACCUACACAAUCCGUGCGCCUCGCUACUACCUCACGCAAUCGCACGAUGCCGAAGCAGGGGACGAACCAAGCUUGCUAGCCGCUAUCUGCGAGCGCCGUCAGCUAUGGGGUACAGACAUUUACACCGACGACUCCGAUGUCAUCGCUGCUGCCAUCCACUCCGGUUGGCUCAAGGGCGACUUCGGCGAGCUCAAUAACGACCUGCGCGAUGUAGAUGGCGAGGACUCCGAGGCCGACAACCCCGGCAUCAGCGACCAUGCCGCGUCCCCAUUUGUUCUAUCCGCACGACCAACCAAGCCCAUAAAGAUCCCGCCGGACUGCGACAUGCAUAUCACCGUUCUAAUUCUGCCACCAUUGGAAACAUACGCGAGUACGAUGCAGCACCAUAUCCGCUCACGCGAGUGGGCACAGACGAAGCACGAUGGCAUGUCCUUCAUGAUUCACGGCGUAGAGUUCGUCGACGAGAGUGAAGACAAUCGUUUCAUUGAGCGUGGGAUCAAAGCGCGGAAGGAGCGAUUGGUGAAGGAAGAACUGCGGCGGCGUGAGGCUGCUACUGGCCUGUUGAACCUUUUCGCUAAUGGGCAGAGUGGUUCCGUAACUGUGGGCGCGUGAAGCGAGCAAACUGCGCGGUUACGAAUUGCGCGAAGCAUACAUGGCGUGCGUACGUUGUCCAGAGAUACAGCAAACUCUAGCUAGUUGUCAGAAUAGAUACAAAUGUAAGAUUGUCAACGACUGAAGUACUCGCG
Molecule: messenger RNA, 3313 nt
Organism: Baudoinia panamericana UAMH 10762
Lineage: Eukaryota; Fungi; Ascomycota; Dothideomycetes; Mycosphaerellales; Teratosphaeriaceae
Exons: 3
Coding region: 276-3179 (967 amino acids)
Source: RefSeq, a predicted model, not a curated record